This is a messenger RNA of Myodes glareolus (Bank vole), 1727 nucleotides long. It is a transcript of the gene Scn2b, whose product is annotated as sodium voltage-gated channel beta subunit 2. The record is from RefSeq and is a predicted model, not a curated record. Gene Ontology annotation, cellular component: plasma membrane; voltage-gated sodium channel complex. Gene Ontology annotation, biological process: membrane depolarization during cardiac muscle cell action potential; regulation of sodium ion transmembrane transporter activity; cardiac muscle cell action potential involved in contraction. Lineage: Eukaryota; Metazoa; Chordata; Mammalia; Rodentia; Cricetidae. Gene Ontology annotation, molecular function: sodium channel regulator activity.
UCUUUUUAGCAGCCACACACAAGUCGGCCAUAUUAGAGAGAUGGAAAUAAAGCUUCCUUAAUGUUGUAUAUGUCUUUGAAGUACAUCCGUGCAUUUUCUUUCUUAGCUUCUAACCAUUCCUCCCUUGUGGUCCUUGGUCCCUCAAUCACCCUCUCCCAUAGCCCACCCGCCUAACAUCACUGUCUCUGAAAAUGCACAGGGAUGCCUGGCUACCUCGCCCUGCCUUCAGUCUCACGGGGCUCAGUCUGUUUUUCACUUUGGUACCCCCAGGACGGAGCAUGGAAGUCACAGUCCCCACCACUCUCAGUGUCCUCAAUGGGUCUGACACCCGCCUGCCCUGUACCUUCAACUCCUGCUACACCGUGAACCACAAGCAGUUCUCUCUAAACUGGACUUACCAGGAAUGUAGCAAUUGCUCAGAGGAGAUGUUCCUCCAGUUCCGAAUGAAGAUCAUUAACCUGAAGCUGGAGCGGUUUGGAGACCGUGUGGAGUUCUCCGGAAACCCAAGUAAGUAUGACGUGUCGGUGACACUGAAGAAUGUGCAGCUGGAAGAUGAAGGCAUCUACAACUGCUACAUCACCAACCCACCGGACCGCCACCGUGGCCAUGGCAAGAUCUACCUGCAGGUCCUUCUGGAAGUGCCCCCAGAGCGAGACUCCACAGUGGCAGUCAUCGUGGGUGCCUCAGUGGGGGGCUUCUUGGCUGUGGUCAUUUUGGUGCUGAUGGUAGUCAAGUGCGUGAGGAGGAAAAAAGAACAGAAGCUGAGCACGGAUGACCUGAAGACCGAGGAGGAGGGCAAGACUGACGGCGAGGGCAACGCAGAAGACGGUGCCAAGUAACCGCAGCCCGCCCCGACGCCCCUCCCUGUGUCCUGUCUCCUCUCACUCUCUGCCCUGUACAGUGUAACCCUGCCUGCUCUCUCUUGGUGUGCUUCUCUCAAAUAGGACCCCAGAUUGACCUGGGGCCUCACUUCCCAUCCCCCUACCCACCCAUACCAAGGGUGACCUCCCUCCCUUCAUCCAAAAACUGCCUUGGUAUCUGAGAUAUGCGAACCCUGGGGGGAGCAGAGAAGGGCUCUAGCCUGUUCUGUUAGUCUUUGAGGAAGAAAGAGCAUGUGUGUGGUCCCAAAGAUGGGAUGGGGCAGGAAGGCAGUGGGAGAAGAGGCUGGUUGCCCAUCUUGUCUAGGGUUUGGUCUGGUGGUGGUUUAAACUGUGGGGGUAGCAGUGUGUGUGUAUACGGGGAGGGUGUCCUGUGCUGACCAGAGGCACCAUGGGAAUGACUGUGCCCCCAUGGCUACUCCCAGCACAGAACAACCAUCAGGCUGGGGAUGAAGGUGGGGUCCUGCCAUUUGUGGGGGCACUUUUAAAAAUGCAUUUAAAGUCAAGUGCAUUUCGAGGGCGCUCAAGGAAAGCUGGGGCUGAGGCAUUCCUGGACACGAGCCUUGGCCCAGAGAACUCUGUUCUGGCCUCAUUUCCAUCACUAGCUGCUCCCAGGGAGCCUCUGGUUCGCUGUUGACUACUGUUCUCUUGGGGAUGCCGGCAGAAGCGGUGCUGAAAAAGCAGCAUCAGGCAAGAUCAUGGCCCACCCUAGGGACCCCCAGCAGGAUCAUUCCCCACCUUAGGGACACCCCCAGUAGGAUCAUGGCCCACCCUAAGGACCUCCCCAGUAGGAUCAUGCCCCACCCUAGGGACUCAGAGCAGGAUCAUUCACCACCUUAGGAACCCCCA